UGUAAUUUAAUUGGUAGAUGGCAGGGGCGGCUUAAAUCCAGCCCUAAGUCACAUGUAAUCAUGUGCAGAACAGCCAAUCCAUUAACAUCACAUAAUACCUUGACUAAUUGGCUAUAGCCUAUCCCUGAAUGGUCUGAAAUGUAUUUAUGCUAAUUGUUCUAAUAUUUAUGAAUCAAUAUUAGAAGAGCUAUUUAUGAAUGCUGUAAUAUGUCAAUUAAAUAUGAUCAGACUUACAGGAUGCAGCAAUCUGGAUAAUAAUAAUAGGUUUAAUGAUUAUAAGAGGAAAUUCAUAGUCAUACUAUGUCUAUAAUAAGAAAUCACACAUACCACAAUGUGGUCCCUUGUGGCAAUUCCAUUAGAUGGUAUUAAAUGAGAUCACUGUUGGUCCCCUGCUGUCUGCUAAGCCAGGUAAGUCCAUCUCUGCUGGGAUAUAACUGCUUUUGAUAUGUAAUGCCCAUUGACAUAAGACAUAUCCAGCAGAGCAGUCCCAUCAAAUCACAGGCGGACAUAUGACCAGCCACUAAUCCAAAACAAGGUUUUAAAAAAUUGUGGUGCUUAAAUAGAAGGCCCUGAUAGUAGGCCUACUUUGUCCACUUUGGCACGGCUCUGAGAGUAUCACCACCACCAGCCACAUAUCAAGUCAUGGGCAAUAGCAAGAGCUGUGCUCUCUCCAAGGAGGUGCUGGAGGAACUGAAGCUGAACACCAGGUACACGAAGGAGCAGCUGCACACCUGGUACCAGACCUUCCUGCGGGAGUGUCCCACGGGCCGCAUCAGCCAGCAGCAGUUCGAGAGCAUCUACGCCAGCUUCUUCCCGGACGCCGACCCCAAGGCUUACGCCCAGCACGUCUUCCGCAGCUUCGACCAGAACAGCGACGGCACGCUGGACUUCAAGGAGUACAUCGUGGCACUGCACCUCACCUCCUCAGGGAAGACCAUGGAGAAGCUGGAGUGGGCUUUCGCCCUCUACGACCUGGACGGCAACGGCAGCAUUACCAAAAACGAGAUCCAGGAGAUCGUCAGGUCAAUAUUCAAUAUGAUCUCUAAAGAAGCACAGAAAAAUCUCCCUCAGGAUGAAAAUACCCCUGAAAAGAGAGCAGAUAAAAUCUGGGACUUCUUUGGGAAGAAAGAGAAUGAUAAGAUAACGGAGGGUGAGUUCAUUCAAGGGAUUAUGGACAACAAGAACAUCCUAAGACUGAUCCAGUUCGACGAACCGCAGAAGGUCCAGGAGAGGUUAAAGGAGAAGAAACACUAGAGUUGUUCACCAGUAGAGAUCACCAGUAUUCAUCC
This is a messenger RNA of Alosa sapidissima (American shad), 1289 nucleotides long. RefSeq names its product recoverin b (gene rcvrnb). Gene Ontology annotation, molecular function: calcium ion binding. The transcript is spliced from 3 exons. The record is from RefSeq and is a predicted model, not a curated record. The coding region runs from base 643 to 1254 and encodes 203 amino acids. NCBI's taxonomy places the organism in Eukaryota, Metazoa, Chordata, Actinopteri, Clupeiformes, Clupeidae.